UCCACUUCUCUGGAAGCUCCUCACCGCCCAGGUGUUCAGCUAUCGCGGCAUGACGUCACGCUGUGCUGGCCGCACUUCCUGGUGCUCGCCAAACACAGCAGGAGCAGAAGUGAGACGGCCGGACAGUUGCGAGCUCGGCUCCCAGAGCGCAAAGUUUGGACGACGCGGACAGGAGACACGAAGUGGCUUAAAAUGUGCUUCAGGUAGCCGGGACACAGAGCUCCAGAGCGGCCGGUCCAGGCGCCGUCGCUUUAGUCUGAAAGCCAGAGCCGGCGAGAAGGCGAGCGGGGUCGCGAUGCUGUAGUCAUGGACAGCAGGAUACGUGAGAAUCCAGAGAGAACGUUUGAUUUGGUUCUACAGGUGGCGUGUCCAGCGUCUGAAAAUGAAGAUCCGACAGUGCUGUGGAAGUUCCCCCAGGACUUCGGAGACCAGGAAGUCCUACAAACUGUGCCCAAGUUCUGUUUCCCAUUUGAUGUGGAAAGAGUGUCCCAGAAUCAGGUGGGUCAGAACUUCACGUUCGUUCUCACCGACAUCGACAGCAAGCAGAGGUUCGGCUUCUGUCGCCUGACCUCCGGCUGCAAGGUGUGCAUCUGUCUGCUCAGCUAUCUCCCAUGGUUUGAGAUUUACUACAAGCUGCUAAAUACCCUAGCAGACUACUUAACAAAACGCCAGGAAAAUGAUCUGAGCGACAUGUUGGAAACGCUCCACGCUCUGGCCGUGCCCAAGCCCAACACGCCAGUGAAUCUGAGUGUGAACAAGUGUUUGCAUAUUGCCAGUGGGCAAGUUGUGAACGAUCCAGGAAGCCAAAAGCCGCAUUCAUACUUCAUAGCCCCAGAUAUUAAUGGACUGCCUACCAUACCUGAAAGUAGAAAUCUGACAGAGUACUUUGUGGCGGUGGACGUGAAUAACAUGCUGCAACUGUACGCCAGCAUGCUGCAUGAGCGUCGCAUCAUCAUUACCUCGAGCAAGCUUAGCACUUUAACUGCAUGUGUGCAUGGGUCCGCUGCCAUGCUCUACCCUAUGCACUGGCAACACAUCUACAUCCCUGUACUUCCCCCACACCUGCUGGACUACUGCUGUGCGCCCAUGCCAUAUCUUAUUGGAGUUCAUCUGAGCCUGUUAGAGAGAGUAAAGAGUAGAUCCCUUGAAGAUGUAGUCAUUCUGAAUGUGGACACAAAUACACUGGAGAGCCCCAUAGAUGACCUGCACAACCUGCCCAGCGAUGUGGUUUCCAAUCUGAAGAGUAAGCUGAAGAAGCAGUCGACUGCUACGGGCAGCGGAGUGGCUCGGGCCUUUCUGCGCUCACAGGCCGCUCUGUUCGGCUCCUACAGAGACGCUCUGAGAUACAAGCCUGGAGAGCCAAUCACCUUCUGUGAGGAGAGCUUUGUGGCACACCGCUCCAGCACUAUGAGGAAUUUCCUUGAGAUGGCUGUGAACCUGCAGCUCUUCAAGCAGUUCAUUGAUGGCAGACUGGCCAAAUUAAACGCAGGAAGAGGUUUCACAGACGUCUUUGAGGAAGAGAUCACAGAGGGGGGCUUCUGUGGAAGUAAUUCAAGAUCCUAUCAACAGUGGAUGCACACGGUGAAGAGAGGAGUGAAUAAAGCCAGUCCAGCAGUGAAAUCAGUAUACAAGAUUGCCAAAGUACAUGCAAAAAAAGGCCUGCAGGGUGUGAAGGACAGGAUUAGACAGAAGGACACUGAAGACGAGGAUGGUCCAUACUGUGCAGGUUCUCCCACCAGCACUAAAAGCCUCUCACCCAGGAGGCUUCAGAAGCGAAGGUAUCAGGUUCAGAAGUCCCCCGUGAUUGUUGGCUUUAAUGACUAUGUCAUUGAUGGAGAAGAUGAACAGGACACAGCCAGCAAGAUCUCCUCAGAGGACAGUGGGGAGGUGCCAUCCUACACAGAGGACAGUGAUGAGUCAGAGUUGGAACCUGAAGCAGGACGGGCAGGGCAGAUGAAUUUGCUGGAGGAGAUCCUGGACUCCUUGAGCACCACCAGUAUAGAACAGGGCAAACUCUCUGCUGCCAAGAGCCUCGAUUUCUUCAGGUCACUGGAGGACCUCGAUUGUGAUUUCACGAACAAAUCCAGAUCUCCAAGUGGGAGCAGUCCAGCUGAGGCUGGCUCAGUAGAUGGAGUGGGCAGUGGAGAUCAGAGUGGCUGGAAUAUGGGGCAGGAUGACAGCGCUCUCCAUGGCAAGCAUCUUCCCCCUUCACCCCGGCGCCAGUGCAGCACCAGGUCCUUACCAGUCCCCUUGCCCAAAGCCUCCAAGGACCUUCCUGACACAGGCCUCCCACAGCCUUCAGCCAGGAAUUCUUUCCAAGAGGAACCAUUCCAGCCUGAAAAGGGCAAACCUAUUAUCGCUGACGCUCCUGCCCACCUAGAGCCCCUCUCAGACCAGCAGCUGAGCCCAGAUGACCAACAACCAGUGGCCUCCUGCGCCCUCCGGAGGAAGGUCCUCUCCAAACAGACACUGAGGCAAUACCAGGAGCGGCAAGGUGGAGCUGGAGCCACAGGGCAGGUCGGCAGGCAGCCCUCAAUGCUCGUAUCCUGGGAGAAGGAGCGAGAGGACCAUAGAGGACAAAUUGAGGAGGAAGGGGUGCAGGAGAAAGGCUUGCUGGAGGAGAUAGAGUCCAUGUGUCUCCUCAGGACAGCCGAUGACUCCAGCCUGCAGCUCAAGCAAAUUCAUAACAACACCGACCUGAACAAAAGUUGAGAAUGCAGGCAUCGUCUAAGCAUGCUCGUCCUUCCAUCCUUCACUUAAGUAUACUACCUUCUUCUCCUUCUGCGUCUAAGGUACUGAGGAUAAUAUUGCUUUGAUUUCUUUCCAUGUGUUUCAUGAUUUGAAGUUCUUGUAAACAGUAGGUCUACAUAUUUCUCAUGUUUGGUAUGAACGUUUGAAAGGCGUGUAGAAACGGGCAUGUUGUGAAGACAAAUGAACGCUGAAGAGUGCUGUAAUGGAUGAAAAGGCACGGAGUUCCACCUUUUUCUCCUGUCUCAUGAUUUUAUAUAUAUAUAUAUAUAUAUAUAUAUAUAUAUAUAUAUAUAUAACACAGUAAAUACAUCCAGUUCUAAAUCCACACUUUGCACUUGUAAACAAGGACAUUAAUCACUGUAACUCUAAAUCUCUAAAUUGCUGUGUUUGGAGAACAAAGUUCUGUCCAGAUUAAUGUAUUUUUGAAAAAGAAAAAAAGACAGAGAAUUUUAGCCAAACAAGAUGCCUUAAACUGAGUUAUGAUUUGCUUCUGGCACUACUUAGUGUUAUCAGACGUUCACUCUGGAAUCUACACAUGAAUGGUACCUUCGCUCGUCUGUAGCUGUAGGUCAAUCGUAUUCCUCCACGGCUUAUUCUUUGGAGGUGUGUGUAUGUAGAAGUCAGCUAUUUACGUCACAUUUUCUGUAAUUAAUGAAACGUUUAUUUUUAGACACGUUUCUUUUCCAAGACUAUUCUCAGGUCACUUUAAGUAGUAUUUAUAUGUUGACUCUUGCCUUGCUGUACGGUAGACUGUCAGUAUACAAACUGACCCUUGACCCCAGAGUGGUAUGAGAACAUAUAGAUAUUUAACACUGAAUGAUUCCAGUUUACUCUAUCUUACAGUGUUUGUCGCACAGCCUUAACAUGUAUAGUGGAGGCCAGUACACAGCACCUUGAAUUAUAUUUUGCCUGUUUCAGAAGCAUGACCCCUGCUGUGCUGUAGCAGAACAGUGCAAAAAUUAUCAACUAAUCACACCCAAAGUCUAGAAACCGCCCAGAACUGAGAAAUAGAUUUCUUAAUGAUAGUUUAAAUAUUGAGUGCCACAUUGAGCUUUCAGGGAAAUGUCUUUUAUUUCAAAGUAUGCCUGGCUCCUUUGGAGAGAUUUGAGCUUUUCGUAUUCACUUCGGUCACCUUUGGCUAUUUACUCCAAAGCCAUAUUGGAGCAAACGAGUAGAAGUGUCAGUUUGCUGGGCACUUGUUUCAUUUGAGCAGAUUAAGUAUUUAGGCUCUUAGGCUUAGUGAUUUACUCCACAUGGCAUUCUGUCAGACACUUUAACAGCCGACCUCACCCCCUCCUGUGCCCUGCUUUGUGGUAACGAUGUGCUUGUAAAAGCAUUCCAUGAUUUUUUUUUUCUCCUUUUAAAAACCUCGCCUCAAAUCUGUAUUUCAAUUUUUAUUUAGCCUGUUCACUCUUGCUCUAAAAGUCUGAGGUUGUCACGAACAUAUAUGCAGGCUUUUCCAAUGCUUUCCUAUUCUUUGGAAAAUUGAAAGGCCCUAAAAUAGAACCCUGAUGAACUAUGCAAAUUCAUUUUUCGGGUUCUAUUAGAUAUUCAAUUUUUAGCUCUUUGCAAUAAGAUGUCAAUAUAUAUGAGUCUCCCGCAAAGUUGUAUGUGGUAAAUAUAUCUAAAAACCUCAGUUGUAUCAUUAUGAUGAUCAGUUUUACUCUGUACUGCUGCUGAAGUGGAGUUGAGGAAAGUCCUACGAAGGUUCAGAGGUACUGGUACUGAAUUUCAAAGGUUGAAUGUUAGCACGGUCAAAGAGUAUUUGCUAAAAAUGAAUGUGCCAUCCAUUAGCAAAUUAGCAUAGUGCUGUUUAUUUUUAUUGUACUUUAUUAUUAUGGAGCCAUUCAUGGUGAUAUUGGAUACAAAAUUAAUUUUGCCCUUUUAUCUUUGCCAUAUAUGCCAUUUUAUCUUCGCUAACCUCAAUAGAAAUGUUGGUACAGGAUAAAUUUUAUGUAUUUUUUUUUAAUAGAAAGUCUUGCACUAGGUUUCAGUUUCCAAAUCCUGUUCAAACUAAAAUAACAGCAGCAUCAGCAGCAGCUUUGACUUCUAGUCUGAAUGUUAGGGUGUGCCUUAAAUUAAUAAAUUAAAUGAUACUCAAGGACGGUUCAGAGUAGGUUCAUUAUUCCUUUCUUUCUUUUUCACAGUUUGCCUGAUUGUACAGUCUUUGUUUUCAUGCACGCUGCACAGGAUGUCUGAGUCCCCUUAAAGAAGCUUUAAAAAACAGGUAUAGCUGAACAUCAUGUUAAUUGAAUUAUUUGGUGUUACGUUCAGCUUUUGGAUAAAAGUUAAAUGUUUAAAUAUUUUGGAUGUCAUUCAGAGGGCCUGUUAGGAUCAAAAGAGCUUAUGAAAUCUCAAUGGAAUAGUUGGGACUGUCUCAUUGUAGCUUUGUCAGUAUUAUGCAUUAUGUAUUAUGCAUUUAAAAACUAGCAUUUCACUGCGACUCAUUGGAACAAAUUACAUUUGUUUAAGUAUUUGUCUUUAUUUCCAUGUCCAUUUAUUUGGGGGAGGUAUAUUUGUCGAGCUUUUUAGAUUACAAUGCUGAUUUAAGGUCUGUUCAUGUGGUUCUUUUGAGCUAUGUAAAAGGCAUAAGAUGAUCUCAGAUCAGCAUUUUUACUGUUUGAUAAAUAUGCACUUGAGAUAGUCGUAUGCAGUAGUCUGGGCAUUCCUGCUCUAAUGACGUUUGGUUCAUUUUAAGUGGUUAAAAAAGUUCCCCUGCUGUUUGUUUACUGAAUUUAUCAUAGUGGGGAAAAACAGUAAUACUUUAUUUGGAUGGUCCACUGUAGGUGUUUUAUAGAUGCUCAGUUUAUUUUUACCUAACAUUCAACUGAAUAUCAGUUAAAUGCAACUGAACUUGGUGUGAAAGGUUCUAUUAAAUCCAUCUCUAAACCUAACCCUAACCCUAAUGUUGCUGAUAAUUAUUAAAAACUAUUACCAGAAAGUUUGUUAAUGAUACAAGUAUCUUUAGAUAAUCUUUAGAGAACCAUCCAAAUAAAGUGUGACCAAAAAAACAUAGUGAAAAAUUACAGCACAUUUUAUAUUUAUUUUUCCAGUUGGAUAAUUUCAUCAAAUAAAUAUACACUGUGCACUUAAAUAUACAGAAAGGGAUAUAUUUAAGCAUGUACCCUGUAGAGGAUGUACCCCCCACUUUGCCCUUUUUCAUCAGUGAUGAUAUAUUUUGUGUCAAGGCUUUUUCAAGCUUACAUUGCAGUCUUAGUGCUGUCUGUCCAGUUUACCUUGUCACUGUUACGUGUUCAAUGCAUUUAAAGUGAUUUAUGAAAUUUUCAACAUUGUUAGGUACAAAUGUGGCUACUUUUCUUUUCAGACCACAUAAUUACCAAGUUAGCAUGAAUAAAUAAUGUUAAAUGGUUAUUAUUUUUGUCUAUUAUUGCAUUUGUUGGCAUUCUAAAAACACUACUAGGCAGCAAAGAAAUUUCACAAGAAAACAGCAAGUUCUGAAAUUUAAUGGGGAAGUACUUGAUCUGUAGUAGAAGCUGUUCUGAAAAGUCAAGUGCUACUACAAUCAUCUGUAGUCUCCAUCUCCUGUUUACAGAUGAUCCAUCUUGUUGAGCAGUUCUCGCUCUUAAAAUUGAAAGCUUACUACUGUGCUUACUUCUGCCAUACUUAAGGUUCUUACGAAGUGUAUGAUGAAAGAUGUAAAUUUAAAAGGACAAAUAAACUUGUCAGAUUUCUUUUUUUGUCAGUAUGUUCAUGCAUGAUCUUUUUUUUUUUUUUUUUUUAAUUAUAAUUUUUGCUUAGUGUUUUUUGUGUUGUUUUUUUAAAUUCUCUGAUUUUACUGUGCAGUUAUUUGACAUUAUAUAUUGUAGUGGAACUACUGUUUUUUUUUUCUAGAAUGUGCUUUUUACUGCAGGUCAAAAAUCUGCUUCUCAAAGAUUUACUAUGUACACAUUUGUAUGAUUUUGAGCAUUGCUGUAAGAUGCCCUCACUGGAAAACAAAUCAGCUUCUGUAUAUUUGGCCCACACUCCAUACAGUCUUUUAGAGGAAUUAUAGGCUUAUAGAAAUAAUCAGAAUAUCAUUUCGACACCUCCAUGUCAAAGUUUGGACACAUUCUUCUGUAACGGUAAUAUAUACCCAAAAUGGCCUUUUGUUUCAGUGCCUACAUGCGCAGCCCCACAUACUUCAGUUGAGCUCCCUGACUGGCUGUAAGCUGCUGUAAGGGCUGUAUUGAGUGUGAGUGCAAUAAAUAAUGCUCAAAAUCUUACAUUAUAGCUUUAAGCGACAAAUGAUCCUGCAUACUGGUUCAUACAAUCCCUAAUCAGAUUUAUUCAAACAUUCUCCAACAGUGACAAUCAAUCGCUGCCCUGUAAUGACACACAAAUAUAAAAAUACAAAGCUAUCACAAAGGAAUGUGGUUUGAUCCGUCAGGUACUGUGGUGAUCAGAGUCUAUGCAUUUCAGUUGUGGUCUUAAGUGGUUAAAAACUCUGUCCAAGUGCAGUUGCAUGCCCUCUAUACUGACGUAAUAGUGUUCAAGGACAGUAAAGGUCAAUCUAAUGUGUUGUUUCAGGAACUACUGGUACAACUGUAUGCACUGUGAACUGAGAAUAAAUUAUAUAGAUGUUUAUGCAACUUUUA
Pygocentrus nattereri (red-bellied piranha) is the source of this 7346-nucleotide messenger RNA. It is a transcript of the gene dennd1b, whose product is annotated as DENN/MADD domain containing 1B. Gene Ontology annotation, biological process: endocytic recycling; endocytosis. The transcript has 23 exons. Bases 307 to 2712 code for a protein of 801 amino acids. Lineage: Eukaryota; Metazoa; Chordata; Actinopteri; Characiformes; Serrasalmidae. Gene Ontology annotation, molecular function: phosphatidylinositol phosphate binding; guanyl-nucleotide exchange factor activity. The record is from RefSeq and is a predicted model, not a curated record. Gene Ontology annotation, cellular component: intracellular membrane-bounded organelle; cytosol; nuclear speck.